GCUUCGUAGGAGAAGACGAAGCCGCAUGAAAACACGAGCAGCGGAGGAAAGUUUAGCGUUUACAGCAUGUAGCGUUAGCUGUUUAUGGACGACAUCCUUUUUUUACCUCAUUUACGAAAUACAUGACUGGCAAACUUGAAUAGGAAUACAGCACAGCACGAUUAAAAUGCUGUCAUGGGUCGCAGUAGUGGACGUGGGGCUAAGUGUGGAGUUCCUGCAGUGGUUCUAUGUCUGGUAGCAUUGCUCUGUGCCAACGUGCUGCUCUAUAUCUAUCUGGAUGCUGUAUACCAGGGCAGUGCCCCUCCUUCAGCACAUACACAAUGUCCUCCAGGGUACUUUAAAGUGGGCACUAUGACCAGCUGCGUGCCUUGGCUACAGUGUGCCGAAAUCAGUGCUGAUGUCCGUCGCCUCAGGCUCGUUGGACAGGGAGCUGUGAAGAAGGUGUAUCUGUCAGAGUGGCAGGGUCAAAAAGUAGCACUGUCUGUCCUUUCAUCAGGUCAGUACAUGGCUGAUUUCCUUCAUGGGGUGUCCAUGCUGAGGUCACUGCAAAGUGUCCGUGUAAUAACGCUAGUGGGGGCGUGUGAAGAAGAUGGAGCGUUUGUAACAGAGUACCACCCUUUGGGAUCUGUACUCACACUUGAUGCUACUCUUGCUCAAGAUCGUUACCGCAGUCAGAACUCCUGGCAGACACGACUGCGGCUGGCACUGGAUUAUGUUGCCUUCUUGGUCUUCUUGCACAAUAGCCCAGCGGGCAUCCGUGUCAUGUGUGACACUAAUGACCUACACAAGACACUUAGUCAGUUCCUGCUGACCUCUGAUUUGCGGCUUUUAGCAAAUGACCUGGAUGCGCUGCCAGUGGUGGUGCCUGGCCGUCAGGGGGUGAAAUGUGGUCACCAUGAGCUGAUGGGGCAGUUUGUGGCUCCGGAGCAACUAUGGCCUUUUGGUGAGGAUGUGCCUUUCUCAGACGAUCGGAUGCCUGAUUACGAUGAAAAGUCAGACAUUUGGAAGAUUCCAGACGUGACACGUUUUUUGUUGGGUCAUGUCUCCGGAAGUGACGUCAUCCAUUUCCACCUCUUUCAGAUUCAUGCAGAGUGUAAGAAGCAAGAUCCUCGGUUACGGCCAUCAGCACGUGAGGUCCUAAAUGCGUAUCGCUCUGUUUAUGACAGCAUGAAGGAAAGCCACACAGAGAUUGUCAGAGAAAUGUUGUAAAAUUGCAUUGUAUGACUUGCAUUUCAUUGAUUUCGCAUAUUGAGAAAAAGUCUGAGGCCAAUGUGACUAAUAUUGGUUAAGUAUUUCCUGUCCUUGUAGUAGUAUUGAUUAGCAGAAUAGGCAGUAACUGAUCCUGAAGUAUUUCUUUAUUUCUUAGUAUUUCUUAUAAUUUUUGCACUGUCUGAGCAGUGAUAAUUGUGUGAGAAAAAUGGGAUGCCGUUAAUAAAGUUUAAACCAUGCUCUUUUGCUCA
Pygocentrus nattereri (red-bellied piranha) is the source of this 1460-nucleotide messenger RNA. It is a transcript of the gene pomk, whose product is annotated as protein O-mannose kinase. The coding region runs from base 175 to 1209 and encodes 344 amino acids. The record is from RefSeq and is a predicted model, not a curated record. Gene Ontology annotation, cellular component: endoplasmic reticulum membrane. Gene Ontology annotation, molecular function: protein kinase activity; carbohydrate kinase activity; ATP binding. NCBI's taxonomy places the organism in Eukaryota, Metazoa, Chordata, Actinopteri, Characiformes, Serrasalmidae. Gene Ontology annotation, biological process: protein O-linked glycosylation; protein phosphorylation; carbohydrate phosphorylation. The transcript has 3 exons.